Tigriopus californicus is the source of this 1545-nucleotide messenger RNA. RefSeq lists its product as uncharacterized. Gene Ontology annotation, molecular function: protein binding. The transcript is spliced from 2 exons. The record is from RefSeq and is a predicted model, not a curated record. NCBI's taxonomy places the organism in Eukaryota, Metazoa, Arthropoda, Copepoda, Harpacticoida, Harpacticidae. Bases 8 to 1420 code for a protein of 470 amino acids.
GUCAUCAAUGGCGUGUCUAUUGGACUUGCCCGAAGAGGUCUUGAUCGUCUUGGGGCAAUACCUAGGCGGACCAGACCUCCUCCAGUUGAGUCAAGUAUGUUCCAGACUUUGGAGAGUGUUCCACAAUGACUACGUUUGGCGUCGCGUUUUAGCCUUAGAAAACUACCAAAACCACAAGGCGUUCCAUAAAUUAGCCGCCUCCGUAGCUCCUCUACCAUGUGUGGAAAAACUCAACUACAUCCUUCAUACCCGGGUUCGUCGUCGAUGGCAGAAGGGUCAGUUUACCCCGACCUGCUUACCUCUCAGUGAGCGUAUCAAAUACGGGAACAAUGAGCGAUAUUUGGUGCGGAUUACCCGAAAGCAAGCCGAUUCUUGGACGGCGCAAGUGUUUGAUAUCUCGGGGCCGGGAUUGCGUCCUCUCAUCACCCAACAGCUGGAAAUGGCCUUGAAGACGGAUUUCUUGCUCCAAUUGAACUCGAUUCUCGUGGCUAAACACACUGCCUUAUUGUGUUUUAGUGGCGAGGGCAAUGAUGCCCCCCAGGAGCUGAUUGCUUUCGAUCUUCUGGACAAGUUCAAGGAGUUGUGGCGAGAGAGCAUCUCGGAUUGGGGACACUUGAAGUUGCCCACUCUCUUUGGGGAUGGGGUGUACAAGUUGAAUUUAUUGACCGAUAAGAUCGAGAUCUAUGAUGUCCGCACUUUCAAGUUGCACCACUCGAUUCCUCUGGUGGAGGAAAUGCGAUAUCCGCAAGGUGAAAUCUCCGGGGAUGGCAAGCACCUGGUCAUACCUGGACACAUCACGGCCAGUAACGCUCCAAUCAUCAGUGUGUGGAACAUUCGGACCAGUGUCCAACGUUUCCUGCAGGCCGAUCGCGUGUUCUGUCCGUUCCGAUGGUUCGAGAAGACGGCCGUGAAGCAAGACCGCGUGUACGCCCUCCUCAAUCGCCGAUCCAUGUUCAUUUGGGACGCCAACAGCGGGGCUUGUCUCUCGGAAGUCAGUCUGUCCAAUGCUCGACCGGGCGAGAAGAACCCCGGAUUCCUGUUCCUGGGCGUGUCCAAGUCGUUGGUGGCCACCAUUCACGAUUCCAAUUCCUCCGUGGGCAUCUUCGACGCGAUGGGCGGGCUUAGAACCGUCCUGGAGCCGUGCCACCCUCACUUUAGCCCGUCCGAGUGCGAGAUUUGUGACGUGACCUUCACGGAACAUGUUCUCGUGGUCCGAUUUCUGGUCAUGAAACAACCCAUGUAUCAUGUAGCGUUGUAUCCGUUGAGUCUGGGAUCAGAAUCCAUCCUCCUGGACAGCCCAGCGCCCAUUUUGUUCCCAUUGCAAACGGCAGAGGCGCUUUUCUUGCCCAAUUUGGCCACCACACCCACCAAGUUGCUUCAUUUUGCCGGACAGUCACUUAGAAUUUUGGAUUUUAUGUGAAGAAGGUUCUUUGAAGAAGGUUCUUUGAAGAAGCCAGUGUCGAAAUGUCAGACAUUUUAUUGAUUUCAAGUCUCCAUUAUGAUGAUUGAAGAAAGUAUCAUAUCCAAUAAAUAUGAUUUAUGGAA